Sycon ciliatum is the source of this 7664-nucleotide messenger RNA. RefSeq names its product tRNA (32-2'-O)-methyltransferase regulator THADA-like. Bases 96 to 6911 code for a protein of 2271 amino acids. Gene Ontology annotation, biological process: tRNA methylation. Gene Ontology annotation, cellular component: cytosol. The transcript is spliced from 56 exons. The record is from RefSeq and is a predicted model, not a curated record. NCBI's taxonomy places the organism in Eukaryota, Metazoa, Porifera, Calcarea, Leucosolenida, Sycettidae.
UCUGAUUUGAAAUUCCAACUUAGACCCAAUACAUACUUAGGUAGUUUUGUUUGUUCCAUUGCGGCGUCAGGGAGGACGUUGUUUCGUAUUAUCCAAUGGGUGCGGAUCAACCCUUUGAUGUGGACGUACAGAGCUCUCUUGCCGCCCUAGUCGUGUGUAAGAAUGCGGAGGAACUGCGGCAUUGUUGCUCCGAGGUGGAGGCCAAUUUAUCUAGAGCUGUCAAGGACCAGGGGAACUCCAGUGUAGAGAGCUCUUGCGCUGGUAAGGAUGGCAGCAGUGAUCAUGCAGUCGUUGUGUCCAUUGUCAACAUGCUUCUGCACAGUCAAGACUUGCAGAGCAAGAAGCUCAAGCCAAUAGUACAGGCAUUGCAUAAACUGUUGCUGCUAUUGCCAGAAGCGAAGGAUGUCGCGCACGGCUAUGUGCGGAGAAUGCUUCAGCAUACGAUUGCAUCUCAGAAACAAGAAUCCUUGUCAGUUCUCAAUGUCUUGAGCCACUUGCUUGAGCUACCGCCACAGCUGGGGAUGGUACCAUUCUUCCGCCAGCACGUUCCGCUGAUCUUCAAGCUUGUUUGUCAGUGCUUUCAACGCCAACGGUUGAUGUCACCUAUCAUGAUGCCAGGCUCAUCCGAAUUGUCAUUAUUCUUGUCCAAGGCCUGCUUGCUAUUAUUCCGGCACUAUGAAGAGGCUCUGGUCUCUGUGCAGUCAAGUACUGAGCAUGCUGACCUGGACGACUUCUCAAGCAUCCGCGAGUCUACCGAUGAAUUGUUUCAUCAGCUGCUGCUGGCUCUGUUUGAUGAAGGCUCAAGUCGUGAUUGUUGUGUGAUGGCUGGCACGGCCAUUGCCCUGUGUUUACGCGCUUCAUCGCCUUCACCAUGUGCUGCUGGUGCUACUGCUGAUGUGGCUCAUGAAGGCAGCACCGGAGUUGGCCUAUAUGCUACUCUCACACUGCUGCAAAGGCUUGGUUUUGUUGUUGAAGGAAGUCUACGGGAGUACAUGGAUGAGUGUGGAAAGUGCCACCAGGCAGAGAAGGAUGUGUUUGGCUGCAAGAAGCACGUGGACAGUGUCUGUGUGGAUCAACUGACAACUGAUCACCUGUGGACAGUACGCCUAGCAGUUAUCCACGGCCUUCUGGCUGCUGGUGGUGUGAGUUCCUGGCACUGCAGCUGGUCCGACACUCAGGUUAGACAGUUGUGGAUUGAUGUCGUCCUGGCCAACGUUGUGUCGGCGUGUCAAGAGCUUUGCCAACCCCAGCUUCGGUACUUAGCUUUUCAAGUGGCAUGUGAAUUACUUCAAAACGUAUCAGACACCACCCGGAAGGUAGUCACUGAGAGCUUGCUGGAUUCCAACUGUCAGCAGCUGAAGGCAGUGACAGCGCUGCUGUUUGGCAACUGGGAUGACACGGUAGAGGGCUUGUCCACGCUCGUCAGAAAGCUGUUCUCUCAUCUCCUACAGUGUCAUGUUGUUGAGGGUAGUCGAGAGAAACUGAUCCGAUCCAAAUGGCUGGCUGAUGUCCUGAGUACGCUGUCCUCAUCACCGUGGCACGUCAAAGGUCGCUAUGGUUUCAUGGCCGAGUUGAUUCCUCACAUUGGCCAGGACAUGCUGUUAUCGCACUGCCCACAACUGACCAGCGAUUGCCUUAGAUGUCUCACGUCCAAUCUUCUCGCGGCCACCAGUGGUCGUUUGUACAAAGUGUGCUUGCAACACCUUGUUUCGUCUAGCAAGCUCCAGAAUGGUGGCACCUCUUCUCAAUCACUCUUGCAUGAGUGGUCAUCUGUUUGGCUGCAGCCUAUCAUCAGUGCCUUGUGCAGUGAGAACUCUUCUCAACGCCAGUAUUCCACAUCACAUUACUUGCUCUCCACGAUGAAGUUGUGUCCGCCAUGCGUCAUGCUGGUGGUGGAUCGGCUCUCCUCAGCUCUUCUGCAAUCCGACAGAAGUGUGGCAGAAGGUGAGGCGCGUUUCUCCCGACAAUCCUGUUCUACCUCUGCGGCAAGCGUGACGCAAACCAGCGCCGAGGGUGGUGCAAUGAAGAAUGCCUACGUGAUGGUCGACUGCAGGGCACCACCUUGCUGCUCAACUGAUGCGAGAUCUUCCAGUCAUGGCAGCUCAGAGAAAAUGUCAUCGUCAGGGUCCUGCAGUGUAUCGGCGUCGAGGGACAUCUGCCUCCUAGCGUACGUAACAGCAGUGAAGAUUGCUUCAGGCACAGCCAACCGUUCCAUUGCUCAUCAGAAGCUUCUUCACGAGGCCUUGAAUUCAUAUGAAGAUGGCACUCGUGUGGCUGCGCUGGCUAUACUCUGUGAACACCCAUGUAACAAUGAGAAUGCAACUCUCCUGUCCGAGUUUGUCCGGAACAACAUGAAGAGUGAUUCUUCAGCCUUUCGUCAGCAGAUGUUCGGUCACCUGCAGACUGCCUUAGUGUCUGUGCGAGACUACUGCCGUAGCCUGAUCGGUAAACGGAAGAGGAAGGGGAAAAAGAAAUCCAACGUGGCUGUCCCCGCUGGUUCUGCCUCCGAGGCUGAAGACGUGCAGGCAAUGCGUAUGGUCGACCUCGUCGACGAGCUGCUCGCUGAGGCGUUGUCUUCAUUCUAUCCCGGUGCUCCGUACCAGCGGAAAAAGUGCGGUUUACAACUGAUGGCAGUUUUGAUGGAGACGUUCUACCCGAAUGCCAAGUCCUCCAGCAAGAUUUGUGCGUCAUCUUCGACAGGUGACUUGCUGGAUCUGUGUCAGAAGCAAGGAAAGUGGCAAUUUGUCUCUUCCAGGUGUUCAUCAUUGCUGCAUAGCUGCAUGGAAGACGAGUAUGCAGAGAUAAGAGAGCUGGCACUAGACUUGCUCUCCACCUACUUCCAAUGGCCACACGUCCUCAUGCCCCUGGUGCAUGCACAGACAGCUGCCUCCGCGACGGCUGGUUCUGCUGCGGGUUCGGCCUUGCCCGUCGUCAAGACCAGCGCCGCCAGCACCCAGAACGAAGCCACUUGUUCCGAUUCCGUGCAAACGCCUGGUGGUUGUAAUGGUCACAGCAGCACGGGCGUGCGUACGAACGGCAGCGAGCUGGAGCAGUGUGUUGCACUGCAGGGCUACUUGCAGGGUGUCUUCCACCUGGUUGACUGUCCACGCAGUGGUGACAACGAGAUCGGUGCCAUGCUGUGGAAAGCCGUGUUUCAGAAACUUAUCGUGGAGCAAGGCUAUCGGAUAUCAGUGACUAAGUGUGGCAAAGUGUCAGUACAGCAACCACCUCCGUCUCACUCAUCGCCGUCACCGUCUCCUCCCACUGCGUCUUCCAAGGCAUCAAGCGCAGAGUCACCAUCGUACACCUUCAUUGACCAGCUUAUCACAAUGCUAGCACAUAGACUUGAUGUGUGUCGCAAGGACUUCCUUUUAGGAGCCCGCACUUCUCCUAUGCACGGUUGUGUGUUAAUACUGCGCUACUGCCUGGUUGAUAUUCUCCUUGCCAAGCCACUGACGCACACCCAGAGUGCAUGCAGUCAUUGUCAACGUCGACAGCAAGACCGACAGCAGCAGGCAUCCACUGUGGAGCAUCGAGACGGCGUCCAACCUGUCACCAACAAUGGCAUAGCCAACGCAGCAGCUGCAUCUUCAGAGCAAGAGCAAGUUACUCAGCAGACCACCACACAUUACUGCUGGACGUGUCUGCUCGGCAGGCUGCUGUCUGUACUGCAGUCAGCUGUGUACUUUGUCAUGUCCAUUCUGGCACCCGACACCAGUGCGGCAGCGUUAUCAGAGAGUACAGCUGCCGGUGCUGCUGAUUUGCUGGAUAUGACUGCUGCUGGUGAUGGUGAUGGUGAUGGCGAUCUGCCUGAUGUUUCACCUUCCUUUGGUGACAUGGGAGUUGCUGUACACAACAUCAUUGUGAAGUCAUCUGUAUUGCAGCAGAGUACUGAUGCGACACCACCAACCGAUGAUUCCCCCACCGUCAACCAUGCAACAAUAACAACAGCCCAAGCUGAUAGUACAGCGGAACCAGCAGCAGCAGCCUCUGCCAAUGUAGAAGUUCACACCGAUGCCUCGUCUCUGCACUUUCAGCUGGUGUUGCACGCUUGCUGGCUGCUAAUAAAGGAAGCAUCUUUGCUCCUCGGAGAUGUCUGCUCACUGUCGAGAAGCAAGGCGCAUGGUGGUAGACAGACCGUCGAUCUAUUGCAAGUGGACUCGGUGAUCAAUGUUGGUGAAACUCUGCUCAAUGUCUUGAUGAAGUGCCGACUCAAGGGUGCUAUCGAGAGCUGUGCAUUGGCGUUCACUCGCCACUGUGCACACCUUCUGGCGUCCAGUCAUCCAAGUUUGCUGGCUCAGCCCAAGACCUGGCUACAGCAGAUUCUGGAAACAGCCAGAAACCCGCACACGGCUGCCGUGUCCAUCACUCGUCUCAGUGCUGGUCUACCGUUGAUUAUUCAGAGCAUUGUGCGCUCGGAACCGCGGGCAUCCAAGCACCCACUCUUGCACAUGUGCGUGGAAGAGUUGCUGUCCACCGCGUCAAUCCCUGUGUCCAGCGAGGUCAAUCAAACGAAAGACUUUCCUCAGGUUCACGCAUGCAACAUGUUGCGUGCACUCGUUCGUGAUACUGCACUGGGCGAUGAGAUGCUUAUGUUCGCUAGUCGUAGUCUAGUCCUGGCUUUGGACGGACUCUCAUCGCCAUCAUGGGCCAUGCGAAAUGCCUCCACUCUACUCUUUAGUGUACUGCUGCAGCGUACAACUGGCUGUGGCACCAGCAACACCAGCUCUGAAUUGCUCGGCGCUAGUGUUGGCUCUGCCACGGCUGUCGACUUCUUUGCACGCUACCCCACAUUGUUCGCUCACUUCUUGUCUCUGCUGCGCUCGGCCACAAUGUCCUGCAAUGAAAGCACCGACACUUCAACGGUGGAUGAAGUGACUGAUCACUGGGCAAAGCCGCUGCCGGCAAGUUUGCAGCCAUUGCUGGUCUUGUUAUCGUCCCUGGCUCGAAGUUCACACCAUCUACAGUCCCAUGCUAGGCUGGAAGAGUUUGUGCCGUUCUUUCUCAAGCUAUCGUCGUGUCCAGUACUGGCAGUACGCGUUCUCAGUGCCCGCUGCCUCAAUGCCUUCAUUUCCGACGACGACCAUGCUAAGGAACUGCUGAUGCAACUGCUACGUGAGAUCCCGUCAAGCGUGCCGGCUGGCCAUGGCAGCGCUGCAACAAGAGUGGGAAUAGCGCAGAAUACGCUCCAUGGCACCUUGUUGAAAACAGAGAUGCUCUGGAAAAUGGUCUCGCUUGGCUCAUGCAGUCCUGACUUCUAUCAAGAAGUGUGCCAGCUAAUCUUGGGCCAUGCUUGGCUUUGCUCAUCGCGCAAUACAUGCAGCCUGACUCGCACUGCUGCCAUGAACGUCUGGAGGCUAGUGGCGAAACAUGCAGGUUUUGCUGAUGUAUCCGAGCAAGUCAUAGCCUGCUCUCUGACGGCUGUGCAGAGCGAUGUGGGCCGACACGUGACCGUUGCUGAUGGCCAGUGGCUUGCUACAGCAGCAGAUGCACUGUUAGAAAGUAUAUCUCCGGAACGAACUUCAAACAUCGCUCACCUUCUUAUCAAGCAUGCAUCGUACGAUGUGCGCCUGAGAGUAUUGCAGUUCAUCUCAGACUGUGGAACAUGUGCACCGCUUUCUAAGCAGUCACAGGAUGCCCUUGUCGAGUGCGUACGCAGUGAGACCAAUCGUGAUUGUCUGGCCCUGGCACUAAAGUGUCUGCUUGUAACAUGGCAAGGAGCUCAAGCAGCAACAACAGCAACAACAGCAACAACAGCAACAUGCCUGCAAUCUACUGAAGUUUUGCAAGUUGUACUGGAACGUCUCUCUUCACUGCUCUGUGGCCGUAGCAAGGUACUGCUCUCUGCAGCCGUGCCGCUAGCAGCGUAUCUGUUGGAGCGUCUUCUGAAGGCAUGCCAGUCAAACAGAGAUGCGCAGACCACACGCAUGCUGUCACGAUUAUGCCAGCAAUGGUGCACGCGUGUGAGUGUCUGCUGUCAGCCUGAACAGCAGGACAUUGUCCGUGAAGCUGUGGCGCAGGGCCUGGUCAUCUUGGCGCCGCAUCUCUUCCGCCAUCUCCCGCCACCGGCCAUGCAUGUGGCAAACGACAGCGUCACCAGUACAAACUGUGCAGCUGGCGAUACCAAUACCGACUGGAGCACUCUCAAGGCACACGCAACACUUUGUGCUUGGCGUGCGCUGGUGUGCCUGGUGGAGGAUGACCAGCCAGCUAUUCGUCAGCUGGCUUGCAAGGCAGCCACUGUUUGCUUCACUCCACAGCAAUCCACCCAGGAUGAAUCAGAGACGUGUAUGCAGGAUGAAUCAGAGACGUGUACAUCUAACACACAGUCACAUCACACAGUGCAGGCUAACAUUGUGUUUGGUCAGCUGCAUACACUGGCCUGUGAUAAUUUGCAAGAUCUACCCGGCUUCAUCACAAUGCUGGCGGAUAUCCUGAUCCAGCAUGUGCACUCAAAUACGGACAAGCUGAUAAGACUGAGGCACAGUGACGAGAUCUUUCUGCACGAAGACGCCAAUGUGUUUGCCGAGCCCACGCUGCUUGUCAAGCUGACUGCUAAGACAUUGAAGCAUGUGCUGGCUUGCAGGGCUGGUGAUAAAGAAGUACAUACGCUGCCAGCAGACACUACCUGUCAGCUGGAACAAGAGCUGCAGAAGCUAGUGAAAGAGUUGACGACGCGUAAGAAUUCUGGACUGAAGUGGAAAGGAGUGGAUGAGGUGUAUUUCUUCCGUGCCGUAUGCACGUCAUGCUUACUAUAUCAGUGCAUAGAGGCAACCAAGCCGGGCACACCAGCAUCAGCGUGUAGCAAUAUGCCCAGACACAACCUUACUUCACUUCACAGAGAUCUCCUACAGAUGGUGCCCGAGGGUCGACGACAGGCCUGGGUCGUGCACCACCAAACAGCCAGCUGAGUUCAUGCACACACGCUUCUAAGGAUGAGUGUCUAGGGCAUCAUCUUGCUGUUCUUCGCCUGGAUACAGCACUCGCCAAAACCACGCACCCAGUGACAGCAUUCUCGGCCAACUUGACUAGUGCUGGUGUAUGUGAUCAUGUUCGUGCCAUGUAUGCAUGCCAUUCUAGCUACUCUAGUUCAGCCUGCAUCCCGUGCAGAACGAGAGUGACGCGCUCUAGCAAUUAUUUAUUGUCAUCAAACAACGCCAUGCGUGGAGUCAACCAAUCAAUAUGCAGCCUGUAGUUAUCAAGCCGCUAGCUGAUCCUGCUAACUGCGAUUCACUGUUCGGUCAGUCCUAUCAGUUCAGUGCCACCAGUCCCAGCUGUGUUCUGUGCCACCAGCUCCAGCUCUGCAAUGUUCACCAUAGCACUCUGGACCAUCUGUCAACUGGAGUUGCCAGGAGGCAGGAUAUGCAAAUCAAUUAUGGCUUUUCUUUUCAAGUACGAUCAUGCACGCCUGCUUUUUCAGAAUAUGUAUAUAGGGCACUGGAUGACCCCUCAUUUUCCUCUUUGAGACUGGCGGUUGAUUUAGUAGUUUUUCUGUCCUUUUGGUUGGGAUAUCUGAUAUAGAGCUAUUGGCUUGUUUUGCAGAGCAUGUCUGUUGAAAGAUGAUGCCAUGAGCUGACAACCUCUUACCUGUACAUAGGUUGAACUUUGAACCGGGGAGUCGUAAAACUCUCUGCUUUGAACAAAAAAUAUAUACUUGGAGCGGA